Messenger RNA from Drechmeria coniospora, 1314 nucleotides. RefSeq lists its product as uncharacterized. NCBI's taxonomy places the organism in Eukaryota, Fungi, Ascomycota, Sordariomycetes, Hypocreales, Ophiocordycipitaceae. The coding region runs from base 1 to 1314 and encodes 437 amino acids. The transcript has a single exon. The record is from RefSeq and is a predicted model, not a curated record. Gene Ontology annotation, cellular component: cytoplasm. Gene Ontology annotation, molecular function: cysteine synthase activity.
AUGUCUCUGAGCGAUCACCCCAAGGCCUACGGCACGGCCGCGCUCGUCGUCGCUUUCGCCACCGGCGUCCUCGUCACCCUCGGCUUCAAGGACCUGUAUCCCGAUCUCGAGCGCCGCUUUCAGCGACGAGAAGGACGUUCCGUCCGUCGGCGGAGCAGCUUCUUCUGGGGCGACCCCGUCAAGCUCGAAGACUACGACCCGCAGCCUGCGCCUCCGACCUGUGGCGCGACGGUAUCCGAUGGCGUCGAGUCGUCCAUCGGCAACACGCCGCUCAUCCGAAUCCAUUCUCUCUCCGAAGCGACGGGCCGGACAAUCCUCGCAAAGGCCGAAUUCCUCAACGGCGCCGGCAACAGUCCAAAGGACCGCGUCGCCUUGUCCAUCAUCACCGAGGCCGAGAAGCAGGGACUGUUGACCCCCCACCAGGGUGACACCAUCUACGAGGGCACCGUCGGCAGCACGGGCAUCUCGCUCGCCACGCUCGCCCGCGCCAAGGGCUACAAGGCGCACAUCUGCAUGCCCGACGACCAGGCGCUUGAAAAGUCGGAGCUGCUGCAUCAUCUGGGCGCCACGGUGGAACGGGUCGCGGUCGCGCCCAUCACGAGCCCCGACCACUACGUCAACCUCGCCCGAAGAAGGGCGGCCGAGCACGCACGUCUGGCCGCCGACGGUAGCAAGGGCUUCUUUGCCGAUCAGUUCGAGUCCAGCGCGAACUGGCACGCCCACCUCUCCACGACGGGUCCCGAGAUAUUCAGCCAGACCCAAGGCGAGCUCGAUGCGUUUGUCGCCGGCGCCGGCACGGGAGGCACCAUCUCGGGCGUCGCCCGCCACCUGAAGCUCGAGGCCAAGAUGGCGAGCCUCCGCGUCGUCCUCGCCGACCCGCAGGGCAGCGGACUUUACAACAAAAUCAAGCACGGCGUCAUGUAUUCGUCCACCGAGCGGGAGGGCACCCGCCGCCGCCAGCAGGUCGACUCCAUCGUCGAGGGCAUCGGCGUCAACCGCGUCACUGAGAACCUCGAGGCCGGCCGGGACCUCAUCGACGACGCCAUCAAGGUGACGGAUGAGCAGGCUUGCCGCAUGGCCCGCUGGCUCGUCGAGAACGACGGACUCUUCGUCGGCAGCAGCAGCGCCGUGAACUGCGUCGCCGCCGUCGCCGCCGCCAUGACGCUCCCCGAGGGCAGUCGCGUCGCCACGAUGCUGUGCGACUCGGGCACGAGACACCUUAGCAAGUUCUGGAAGCGCAUCAAGGAGAUGGGGCUCGAAGAGACGGAGGCCACGGACCUGUUUCAGGAGCUUGGCAUACAGAGGUCGCAAUAG